GAUUGCAAUAUCCAAGAAAGCGUAGACGAUUGCUCGAGUUGGAAAAGUAGGGCUCGCUUGUACGACACUACAACAAAAUCGUUUAAUUAAAAUAUUUAUCAUUUUCAAAAGUUGGUGCUCUAAUUGUAAAUACAUUGAGAAUUCAACCUGGAGGGACAGAAAAGUAACGGGUGCCGUUCCUGGAAGAAAACCGCUAUAGAUUGUGUUCACUCCUGUGCCGAAACUGGAAUAUUAUGGGAGCUGUCUUGGCCGCCUUUUCUGUCGCAAGCUGGGUGCCGUGUCUGUGUAGCAGUGCGACAUGCUUGAUGUGCAGAUGUUGUCCCCAGAGCAAGAACUCCACGGUGACGCGAGUCAUCUACGCCUUCAUCCUGUUGCUAGGGACCAUUAUAGCCUGCAUCAUGCUGUCACCAGGAGUGGACGAGCAGCUAAAAAAGAUUCCUGGGUUCUGUGAAGACAGAGCAGGCUCCUCUAUCCCAGGCAUCAAUGGAAACAUCAACUGUACGAUCUUAGUGGGCUACAAAGCCGUGUACCGGGUGUGCUUCGGGAUGAGCAUGUGUUUCCUGGCGUUUGCUCUGAUCAUGAUCAACGUGAAGAACAGCCGAGACCCGCGCGCCGCCAUCCACAACGGGUUUUGGUUCUUUAAGAUGGCUGCCAUGGUUGCGGUGACAGUCGGUGCCUUUUACAUUCCUGAAGGGCCUUUUACUCGCAUGUGGUUCGUGGUGGGUACCUGUGGGGCGUUCUGCUUCAUCCUGAUCCAGUUGGUUCUGCUGGUGGACUUUGCCCACUCCUGGAAUGAAUCCUGGGUGGACAACAUGGAGAGAGGGAACUCCAGGGGCUGGUACGCAGCCUUGCUCGCUGUAACUGGACUCAACUACGUCAUGGCCUUCAUCGCCGUCAUCCUGAUGUACCUGUUCUACACGCAGUCAGAGGGCUGUGUACUAAACAAGUUCUUCAUCAGCUUCAACUUGCUCCUCUGUGCCGUAGCCUCUGUUGUGUCUGUCCUGCCCAGAGUACAGGAAUCCCAGCCCCGAUCUGGUCUACUCCAGUCCUCCAUCAUGACCAUGUACACCAUGUAUCUGACCUGGUCUGCCAUGACCAACGAGCCUGACCGGACAUGCAACCCCAGCCUGCUGAGCAUCUUCCAGCAGACAUUGGUGCCCACGUUGGCCCCUCUGGAGAUUGAGAACCAGACGGCCGUGGUGAUCGUCGGCACCGAGGAGCCCAUCCUGUCCUCUCCCUAUCUGCAGUGGUGGGACGCCCAGAGCAUCGUGGGAUUGUCCAUCUUCGUCCUCUGCAUCCUCUACUCCAGCAUCCGCUCGUCCAACACCAGCCAGGUGAACAAGUUGACCAUGACCUCCAAUGACACGGUGAUCCUGGAGGAGAGUAACGCGGGCACACCGGACGAGGAGGUGGGAGGGACGGGGACGGGGAGGAAGGGACCCAGGCGUUUGGAGGACAACGAGAGGGACACGGUCCAGUACAGCUAUUCCUUCUUCCACUUCAUGCUCUUCCUGGCUUCGCUCUACAUCAUGAUGACUCUCACCAACUGGUAUAGUCCUGAUGCAGAAUACAAUGCCAUGACCAGCAAGUGGCCGGCGGUUUGGGUGAAGAUCAGCUCCAGUUGGGUGUGUCUCACCCUCUAUGUCUGGACCCUGGUCGCCCCCAUGAUACUCAUCAACCGGGACUUUAGCUGAAAAGGUUUCCGCUAACGCAGUAUUCAUCUUUCACUUUUCUUAUCUUGAUUCCUGAUUUUGCUUAGUUUUUUUACGUUUUACAUAAACAUUGACCUUAUUGCCUACAUAUCACGUGAUUUUCAGUCAAAAUGGACUGUGUUUUUGUGUACUAGAUGUUGAUGGUUUUUCAUAAAAAUAUCUCUGUAGUUAGCAUUUUAGAUCUAUUAGAAGAGAUAGAUUCACACAUGAACCUGGUGUUAAAUCUCUAGCCUUGUGUUGGUACAUUUGACAUUUUGUGCAAUUUGGGACCAAACACAGGGAUAGUUGACCUUCAUGUCAAAGGAACAUCUUUCAUUAAAAAUAUAUAUAAUUUAUCUCAUGAGUCAAUAUAUGUCUAUGGAUGUUAUAUUCCUGCAUUAUGGGAAAUAUAGGCUUAAGAAUAGACUCAAACUACAAUUCUGACCAUUCCUGACCCUCUCCAAGGACCGUAAGUGGUAAGAGGAGAAUAAACAAAUAUUUUUUAAACAAUGUUAUAUUUAGCCCACAAAUAUUUAGCACCUAUAAUCACAUCUAUCGACUAUGUCACAAUUAUUGCUUGAUAUCUGAGUUGAAUUGUUAUUUUCAAAAGCAUUUAUUCCCUUUACUGUUAUAUUUAUCUUUGUGUUUGAAGAAGUCGCUUAGUAUGACAUUUGGUGACAUGAUGUUCGGUAACUGUUUUGUUUGCACUUAUACCCUCAAAGUUUUCAGUAUUACAGAUGCUUAUUUAAUCGUAGCCAACACUGUUCAGUAGUAAUUGAGUUUGCAUAGGUUUAUCCUUACAUGAUUUGAUAUUGUAGUAAGCUGCUAUGCCUUCCAAUGCCUUACGUAUCUGUAAAUGUUUGUGUUUUUUGAAUCGUUGAAUUGAAAUCAACACAAAAUAAGUGUAGCAAUCAAUGUUUGUUGAAAAAUAUGUUUUUUUGAAAGCGAUCCACAAUCUACUUAAAUUAUUUAUGCUUCUGCCAAAUAUUUGUCAGCUUUAUUAAGUUUGUGUCUUGGAGAUUGAAUGUAUGAAUGUCAUUGACUGAAUCAAUAGGCUGAAGCCAUGCUUACUGAAGGAACUUAAGCAUAUUUUGAAAUACAUGUACAGGAUCUACAACAAAAACACAUCGUAAUUUAAAAAAAUAAAUGUAGGCCUAUACAAGCCAUCUACUUAUGUUUUUGUAAUUUACGCUUUGCAUUUAGGCCAAUGGUUCAGUUCCAAAUUGACAGACAUUAUGUCAUAUACACAUACCACAAUUAGAAUGAUGUCCUCAAGCUCAGUUAUGACCACAAAUACAAAGAUAUUGAAAUAUGUUGAUGGCCUUGAUUGGAGCAUGAUGGUUUAUAGCGCAACACUGCCAUUGUGAUAUUGAUGAAAAUGUAUUAUAAGUAUUUAAUUUCAUUCUGGACCAAAACCUUCUGUAAGCUAUAGUUGUGAUGAGAGUCUGCUUGUGGAACAUGCUUCAGUUCCCAUUGAACCACAACUGUUUAGAAAGUCUUGGACGCUAUGUACGAUAAAUAAAAAUAAAGUUUAUUACAAAUG
Coregonus clupeaformis (lake whitefish) is the source of this 3234-nucleotide messenger RNA. It is a transcript of the gene serinc3, whose product is annotated as serine incorporator 1. Bases 234 to 1694 code for a protein of 486 amino acids. NCBI's taxonomy places the organism in Eukaryota, Metazoa, Chordata, Actinopteri, Salmoniformes, Salmonidae. The record is from RefSeq and is a predicted model, not a curated record. The transcript is spliced from 10 exons. Gene Ontology annotation, cellular component: membrane.